Messenger RNA from Thunnus maccoyii (southern bluefin tuna), 1401 nucleotides. Its product is annotated as ADP-ribosylation factor 4. The record is from RefSeq and is a predicted model, not a curated record. NCBI's taxonomy places the organism in Eukaryota, Metazoa, Chordata, Actinopteri, Scombriformes, Scombridae. The coding region runs from base 239 to 781 and encodes 180 amino acids. The transcript has 6 exons. Gene Ontology annotation, cellular component: plasma membrane; cytoplasm. Gene Ontology annotation, molecular function: GTPase activity; GTP binding. Gene Ontology annotation, biological process: intracellular protein transport; vesicle-mediated transport.
UGCGUGACGUCAAUUAUUCCGCGUUGGCCUGGACGUGGCACCGAGGAGGAGCCGCUCUGUUGUCCGACUGAUCUGCUCUGAUCUCCGGCAGUUUCUCCUCCUGUUGUUCGGCUCUCUUGCGGCUUUCCUACGGCUCUUCUCCGGCUCGGACCAGCAGCUUCUCCCGGACUAACCGGCUGACAUUCUCCGCCGUCGGUUUUCACUCCUCCCGCCGCUGAACCGGGACAUUUUACUCAAGAUGGGUCUGACGAUCUCGUCGCUGUUCUCCAAGUUCUUCGGGAAGAAGCAGAUGCGGAUACUGAUGGUCGGUUUGGACGCAGCUGGAAAAACAACGAUCCUGUACAAACUGAAGCUCGGAGAGAUCGUCACCACCAUCCCAACUAUCGGCUUUAAUGUGGAGACGGUGGAAUACAAGAACAUCUGUUUCACAGUUUGGGACGUCGGCGGCCAAGACAAGAUCAGACCUCUGUGGAGACAUUACUUCCAAAACACACAGGGUCUGAUCUUCGUGGUGGACAGUAACGACAGAGAGAGAGUUGCAGAGUCCGCAGAGGAACUCUCCAAGAUGAUCCAGGAGGACGAGCUGAAGGAGGCGGUGCUUCUGGUUUUCGCCAACAAACAAGAUCUUCCCAACGCCAUGGGGGUCAGUGAACUCACCGACAAACUGGGUCUGCACAGCCUGCGCAGCAGAACUUGGCACGUCCAGGCCACCUGUGCCACUCAGGGUACUGGUCUGUAUGAGGGUCUGGAUUGGUUGUCCAACGAGCUGUCGAAACGUUAGAGCAGCUGGCAGGAAGCAGCAGCGACUGAUGUCAUCAACUGAUGUCACCGUGUACAGACUGAUGAGGAAGAAGAGGAGGAGGAAGAAGAGGAGGAGGAGCGUUUCAGGACUGUUUCUGUUUUUUUUAAAUUAUAAAUGUGUCGUCUCGGACUUUCCCAUCAUCCUCUUCUUCUUCUGGUCUUCCUCCUGUCGUCUCUGCAGAUGUUUGUUAGAUCUGUUUUUUCUUUUAAUCCGCAUGUUUUAAUUCAGAAUCAUGUGACAGGUUGUAAUGGAUGAGAGGGGCGGGGCUAGAAGCAGGUGUCAGUCACCUGUGGGUCAGGGGGCGGGGCCAGAAGCAGGUGUCAGUCACCUGUGGGUCAGGGGGCGGGGUUUACAACAGGUGAUAGUUACCUGUAGUUGGUGGGAGGGGCCAACAGCAGGUGACAGUUCAUCUGCAUUUGGGGGUGGGGUUUAUGAGAGGUCGCAGUUACCUGUGGUUGGUGGGAGGGGUUUGUGACAGGUGACCUGUCAUGUGAUGACUCAUUCCACAGAGCAGAACCUGAAGGCCUCAUCAUUCCGUAACAAUGUGAAGAAGAAGCAGAGAGACAACGAUGAUGCAAUAAAGGUUUUUUUCUUCUCAA